ACACGUUCAUUGUUUUGAUAAACAUAUAUAUUAUGAUCUGUCCUAUAUUAUGAUUCCAAUUCACACCUAACAAAGUGCAAGAAACAUUGUUCAUUUUAUUUGAAGAUAAAUUCAUUGAGUUCUCUUCAUAUAUACCUAGUGAUCUAUUAAUUUUCAAAAUUCAAGAAGAUACACCACUUCUUCGAAGAUGGAAUCAGCAACUUCGAGGAAAAAAAAGAAAUCUGUUGCUUUUCAGCACAAUCAUAGUAUGAGUAAACAAGAAAUAAGUGUUGAGGUAAUGGAGAAAAAUUUGUAUCGUGCUGCCAGUACAGGUCGUUACAAUGACCUGAAUGAAAUUUUAGAAAAACUGAAUUCACAGACAUCUCAGGAGGAGCUAGAAAACAUAAUUACAAAUAUUCAUGCAGAACUUAAAUUAAACAAUAUUGCGCUGACGGACGAUGUCGAAGUACAACUGUACAAAUAUUUUUUCAAGAGGUAUUUUUUCGCAAAACCUUCGACCGAUUGCUACAAGAUAAGCGACAUAAAAUAUCACAUCAAAACUCUAGCUUGCAUAGUAGAUUGUGUUAAAUAUUUCUCGGAUGAAGAAGAAAUAUUGAUUUUUUGUCUCAAAUUCUCGAUCAAGGAAAUUCACCUUCUGAAACAUUUGCUGAGAUCGACAUAUGAUGUAUUGCCAUGGGAAGAAAUCGAAUUCUAUCUUCUUUGUUUCAUCAUUUCAUCGACCGAACAGCAUGAUUUGAACGUUUUCUUCAAAACCACACUGAAUAAAUCAGAUCUCAUCAAUCAUUUGACUGAUUUCGUAAAAUUACUGGAGAAAUUACAAAUGGCAGAAAAAAACGAGCUUUCGAAGUUACCAGAAUUGACAAGAGAUGAAGCGGUUCGAAAAAUAAUCGAGAACUCUCCUAACUUCAGGAUUUUGUACAGAGACAUUGACUUCAUUCGUGAUGUUUAUUCCCUGUUCAAAAUAAGGAAAUUUGCAAAAUUGUCACAAUCCACCGAUCCCCAAGAGAUCAGAGGUGACGAAAUGAUUGUAAGGGUUUUAUGCUUGAUUUCAGAGCAAUUGAAAUAUACCCUAGAGUCGCCGAAACUAUCACCAAUCAAAGGUGACCUUAUAAUUUUAUCCCUCGCUGAAAAUUCCAGAAGAGCUAUUUGGGAUUUACGAAACUCGAUUGAUUCUGAAGAGACUCUCAUGCAUAAAUGGAAAUUGAUCAAAGGUUUCAAUAAAAAAUUCUUGCAAACUAUUCGAGACGAUUUGAAGCGUAUAGCACAGGUAGCAGAUGAUUUAUUGUUGGGGCAUAUUAUCCGAUUAUUGAAACAUCAUUUUGGAAAAAUUGAAAAAUACCCCGAUUUUUUGAAGCAAAUGGAAACUUUCUUUGCAAUUUUCAACACCGUGAGCAACAGUAGCAGCAUCGAUAAAACAUUGUAUGAUAAACCAUACGAAAUUCUACAGAAACUCCCUACUGAGAUACAAGCCGAGGGAGACUUUCUUCAGAAGUUGAAAAAAAUUGUCACGACAAAAACUGAGCUGAGGCCAUUUGAAAAGGAGAGGAUGUUGAUAUACAUUUUGAAGCCAGAAGCUCGAGAUAUCUUCUCAAACUACAUGCUGUGUAGUAGACUAAGCAGCGACGAUAUACGUGAUUUACUAGACAUUGUGUUAUCAAUCCAAAAAAAAGUGAAAAAUUCAAUUUUUCUAUUCAGGGAUGAGAUAGGACUAUUGAUAGCGGAAGUUAUUAACCUACUCGAAUUGGAAAUAGAUAACGUUGAUGAUUGGAGAGAAAAAAUUGAGGAAGCGAUAAAAAUCAAUCAGGAAUUAUUUCUCUAUGGAGAAAAGGAGAGUAAGUCAUUCUCAGAAAAAGUUGGAAUUGAAUAUAAAAGUUUGAUGUCAGAACGCAUACUCACACUUCGAAAAGUGAUGAAUAAUAAAUCUCAAUUAACGUACGCAAGACUCAAAAAUGACCAUAAGUCUUUGGAAAUCAUGAAAUCUUUAGUUCUCGAUAUCCUUAGCCUACCAUCAAUCAUCGAGAGCAAUGAAGACGAAAAGAAGAAGGACUCACAAAAUAAUUCAAUGCUGAUGGACUGGCUGAAAAAUGAUUAUGAAUUGAACGAUUUGAUUUUCAACUCCACCAUAACAGUUUUUCAUGUAGCCAAUAGUUUAAUUGAGGAUGAUACGCAAAAUUUGAUGCAUGCUACUAAUAAUAAACCAACGAAAAACAGAACUUCCUUCAGCGACCAAUUCAUGGCCAUUUGUAAAAAGCUGAAAAUCUGUUCCAAGUUAACAGAGGGUGACUUCGGACAAUUCAAAGAAUUUUUAGGUAUGGGAGCGGAUAUAAGAUCGAGAGAUGGAAAAAAAUCCACAUAUUUGCAUAGAGCGGCAGAAAAAUCUGAUACAAGUCAGAUAGAUUAUCUUUGCAAUGAAGGACUGAGGGUGUAUUGCAAAGAUAUCAAACAUCAAACACCACUUCACAUUGCAGCAAAGAACGGGAACGAACAAGUUGUAUUAUAUUUCAUUCAGAAAGCAAAAGAUGUUGUAGAUAACGUUGAUAAUUUCGGAAGGACUGCUUUACAUUUAGCAGUUUUAAACGAACGCCGUCAAAUAGUUGAGUGUCUUGUGAAAGCCGGAUCAGAUCCUUCUAAGAAAGAUUAUCUAGGUUUCACAUCAUCUGUCUACGCAGUAUUGGGUGGAAAUAAGGAAGUGCUGAGUCUAUUAUUAUUAAAUGAUGCACAGCAAAGCGAAAUAGAAACUCUUUUCAAUAUUGCGAUCGAUCAGAAUUCAGCAGAAAUACUUGACUUCUUAUUGUCUGAGAAAUGUGUUACACUCGAUGACAAAAUUCGGGAUGUAGCAGUGUCUUCUGCAGUAUCAAACGGACAGGUCGAAAUAGUGGACAAAUUGCUUAGUAGUGGCGCCAGACCAUCAAACGUUUCUAUUCUAAUUGCCGUUCAGAAAAAUUAUGACCUAAUCGUGGAACAACUGCUACAAAAUGAAGCUAAGUUGGCCAAUGCGGUGAAUCCUGAGAAUCGCAAGACUGCCUUGCAUUAUGCCGCCCAGGAUGGCAACGAUCAUAUCGUGGAUAUUUUAAUGCAACAUAAGGCAAAUAUUAAUGUCGACAAGGAAAGAAACACACCUCUCCAUGUUGCAGUGGAAAAUAGACACGUGAAUAUCGUAAAAACUCUACUGAAUUAUGAGAAGGGUGUAGAAGUCAUCAAUGCCAUGAAUUCGAAACGUCACACUGCUUUGCAUAUAGCGGCGGAAAAAGGAGAGCUUGAAAUCGCCGAACUCCUAUUGCAGCAUUGGGCAUAUUUAGAUAAUGAGGAUUUUUCGGUGUCUCCCCUACAAUUGGCCAAAUCCAAUGGCAAUGAAGAGAUCGCACAGCUGUUGGUAAAAAACGGAGCAAAAUAUGCAAAAACUCCCGUACCCUCUCCCAGUCCGAUCCCCAAAGGAACAACACCAAAAAAAUACAUUGGAGUUGGUAGUUCUAGAGGUAUCACCCUCACCAAAAAAAUGCUGGAGAAUCCUACCAUCAUUAUAUAUGGCGUGGACCAAGACGAUGUCACGAGAGGUAACGAGAAUUUAAUAAACAAAAUCAUCGAGCAAAACGAAUUUGAGAGAAACGUCAAGUACAAACUUGAAAUAGUAGGGAAAUAUCCGAAGACCGAGAAGUAUAAUAUCAUAUUGGUAUUGGAAAAAUCAGUGUACAAUAAAAUUAUGAGCACAGAAAUGCUGAAAAUUGGGUGGAACAUUUGUCGUGUGUCUAACUAUUACUUCAUUUUUCGAUGCCACAAAUGUGCAGGGUUUGGACAUCAUUUAUCGGACUGUGAAAAUGAACAAGUUUGUGGACGAUGCUCAGGAGCCCAUCAUAGGGACGAAUGUACGAAUAAAAAAUUCAAAUGUCUGCACUGUGUUGAGAAAAAUAAGACUAGGGGAUUGACUCUUGAUAUUGAACAUUCACCACUGGAUCAGUUUUGUCCUUGGUACAGAAAGCUCUUGAAGGAUAAAUAUGAAAAGCAGAAGAAAAAUUCUAUGUCCACUUAUAAUAAUUAAUCAAAGUAUAUGUAUAUUUAAAGCUAACAAAUUAAUAUUCACAUUAAACAAAUAGCAAAUUCCAUUGGUAACACUGCCACAUUCCAAAAAGAUAUCAAAUGCGACAGUUUUGCCAGUGGAAUUCGGUUUAUAAGCUAUAUGAGUUAUAUUAUACCUGUGUUUAAUUGUCAUCACAUCCUCUAUAUAUUCGUACUAUAUUUCUAUUAAUUAUUAUUAUGUUUUAAGAAUGUAAAAUACUUUUGGUUGUUAUGCAAGAAAUAAAAUAAAAACUGG
Messenger RNA from Coccinella septempunctata (seven-spotted ladybird), 4309 nucleotides. RefSeq lists its product as uncharacterized. NCBI's taxonomy places the organism in Eukaryota, Metazoa, Arthropoda, Insecta, Coleoptera, Coccinellidae. The coding region runs from base 188 to 4036 and encodes 1282 amino acids. The record is from RefSeq and is a predicted model, not a curated record. Gene Ontology annotation, molecular function: protein binding. The transcript is spliced from 2 exons.